Molecule: messenger RNA, 906 nt
Organism: Linum trigynum
Lineage: Eukaryota; Viridiplantae; Streptophyta; Magnoliopsida; Malpighiales; Linaceae
Source: the annotation of a GenBank genome assembly
AUGCCGGAAUCGGAAGGAGGGACGCCGGUGGCGUCGGCGCCGGCGACUCCGGGGACUCCGGGGGGUCCCCUGUUUUCGGCGCAGAGGGUGGAUUCGAUGUCGUACGAUCGGAAGUCGAUGGCGGCGAGAUGCAAGUGCUUGCCGGUGACGGUGCCAGCGUGGAGUCAACCCGACACUCCCACCUGCUUCACUGAUUUCCCCACUCCCGAUAUUUCGCUCACUCGCAAGCUAGGGGCGGAGUUCGUGGGAACAUUCAUACUGAUCUUCGCGGCGACGGCGGGGCCCAUAGUGAACCAGAAGUACGACGGCGCCGAGACCCUGAUCGGCAACGCGGCCUGCUCGGGUUUGGCCGUGAUGAUCAUCAUCCUGUCGACGGGCCACAUCUCGGGGGCCCACUUGAACCCGUCGCUGACCAUCGCGUUCGCCUUCCUCCGCCACUUCCCUUGGGUCCACGUCCCGGCCUACAUCGCCGCCCAGGUCUCCGCCUCCAUCUGCGCCUCCUUCGCCCUCAAGGGCGUCUUCCACCCCUUCAUGUCCGGCGGCGUCACCGUGCCUUCCGUCACCACCGGCCAGGCCUUCGCCCUCGAGUUCAUCAUCACUUUCGUCCUCCUCUUUGUUGUCACCGCCGUUGCCACCGACACCCGCGCGGUGGGAGAGUUGGCGGGAAUAGCAGUUGGCGCCACCGUUAUGCUCAACAUUCUUGUUGCAGGGACAUCAACCGGUGCGUCGAUGAACCCGGUGAGGACGCUAGGGCCGGCAGUCGCAUCAGGGAAUUACAGGAAGCUUUGGAUAUACCUGGUCGCACCAACCCUCGGCGCUCUCGCCGGAGCUGGUACCUACACCGUCGUGAAGCUGCGAGACACCGAAUCCGACCCACCUCGUCCGGUUAGGAGCUUCCGUCGCUAA